GUUAAUUAAUUGUAUUUGAGACAUAUCUUUUUUUAUCGGGUCAGGGGUUUCAAUUAUUGAAGGUGAUCCUCAAGAAAUUACAAUGGAGCUGGAGGUUCAGUGGGAUGGAAACCCAUGCAUCGUCCUUGAUAUUACUACUACACUUUGUGUAUCAAUACCCAUUGAAGUUUAUUCAGGAUAAUAUUCAAACCGCUAGUUGACGAGUUUCCAUGUUUUGGAGCUAUUAGUUACUCCUUACGUAAAAAAGAGAAGCUUAAUUUUCGACUCAAAGUUUGUGGCAAUAUCUCAACUGUUCCUGGGGUGAUCGACGGUCUUAAGAUCUUAAUUUGACACUGUUAGAGUACCAUACUGAAUUCAAUUGAAGAUUCCAUCACAUGGCCAGUGCGACAAAUCAUUUCCAUAUUACCAGGAGAUUAUAGUGAUCUGGAGUUAAAGCCAGUUGGGAUGUUAGAAGUGAAGCUCAUACAAGGUAAAGAACUCACAAAUAAGGACUUGAUUGGAAAAUCUGACCCGUUUGCUGAAGUAUUCAUUCGACCACGACGAGAGAGAAUCAAGACUAGCAAAGUUAUAAACAACUCCCUAAACCCGGUUUGGAAUGAGAGCUUUGAGUUUGAAGUUGAAGAUGCAUCCACUCAACACUUGACUAUAAUGGUUUAUGAUGAUGAGGGUAUUCAAGCUUCUGAAUUGAUAGGAUGUGCUCAAGUAUAUUUGAAAGACCUCCAGCCUGGAAAAGUGAAGAGUUUGUGGUUGAAACUUGUGAAAGAUUUACAACUUCAAAGGGACAACAAAAAUAGAGGCCUGAUUCACUUGGAGCUGUUAUACUGUCCCUAUGGCACACGGAGCAUCUUUAUGGAACGUUUCAACCCCGAUGACUUUUCGCUGACGGACUUGGAAAAGGCCAUUAAGCCAGAAACAGCCAUACAAAACACAAUUGGUGGUAGUCUCCUCUUUAGAGGAGUUCUCUCUGUGACUGUAAUAUGCGCCAAGGACUUACCACCAACGGGCUUAUUCCGAAGCUGUGACCCGUACGUACUAAUAAUAUUGAAAAAAUCCGAACUCAAGGAGAAAACUAGAGUUGCUGCCAAGACACCAAAUCCAGUAUGGGACCAAACAUUUGAGUUUGUCAUUGAGGAUGGAUUGCAUGAUCUGUUAAUAUUUGAAGUUUGGGAGCACCAUGUAUGCCGAAAUGAUAGAAUUGGGCGAUGCAUAAUGACACUCGCCAGAGUUAUAAUUGAUGGCGAAAUCAGAGAUUGGUUCGAGAUAGAUGGAGCAACGACUGGGACGCUGCACUUGAACAUCAAAUGGACACCUCAACCAAUAAUCCCAUGACUGCUUCAUUAUCUAUGGUUUUAAAUACUUACUAUUUUGUGUUAAAUAUGUUAGACUUUAUCCUCUUGCGAGCAUAUAAAUAGAUUGAAGUUUA
This is a messenger RNA of Cuscuta campestris, 1423 nucleotides long. Lineage: Eukaryota; Viridiplantae; Streptophyta; Magnoliopsida; Solanales; Convolvulaceae. The record is from the annotation of a GenBank genome assembly.